AUGUACAUCACAAAGCCCGCUCCCCUCGUUGCGGCCCUCGGGGCGUCAACCAUCUCUGCGGCGCCGUCUCCGGAGAAGACAUUCGACGACUUUGACGAGAUCUCAUCGCUUUCAGACGAUCUCAGGACUGCCAUUGACCGUAUGCCGGUCCUUGGAUACGACGCCUCUAGCGUUCAUGACCUAUUUGUCGCGACUUUCAAACUGUACCAAGGUAUCUCUGAGAUUAACGAGGCGAACGUGGAUGCCGAAGCGGGAGACUUUAGCGAGGAUGAACAAAAAGAGAUUUGCCGGUCACUGCACAGAACGAGGUACACGCAGGGGAGCCUCAUCAUGCGGCUUGGUGACAAGGCCGAGCGCAUCAGCCAAUUCCCCCUCACCCCAUCGAUUGGCAAUGCCAUUGGCGCCUACGAGAAGGAGAUGACCAAGUUUCAGGGCGAGCUCAACAGCAGGCUCGACAACUGCUCGGACGACCAGAAGGAGCGCCUGGAAGAAGCCAUCAAGACGGCGAAGGCUCAGUAUGCUGCUACUGCGCCCAGGCCUUGA
Molecule: messenger RNA, 543 nt
Organism: Fusarium keratoplasticum
Lineage: Eukaryota; Fungi; Ascomycota; Sordariomycetes; Hypocreales; Nectriaceae
Exons: 3
Coding region: 1-543 (180 amino acids)
Source: RefSeq, a predicted model, not a curated record